Molecule: messenger RNA, 216 nt
Organism: Colletotrichum graminicola M1.001
Lineage: Eukaryota; Fungi; Ascomycota; Sordariomycetes; Glomerellales; Glomerellaceae
Exons: 1
Coding region: 1-216 (71 amino acids)
Source: RefSeq, a predicted model, not a curated record
AUGGGUCAAUUCGACUGGUUCCGAUCCAUUGGCGCCACGCCCGAGGCCGUCGCCGUACUGAACGAUCAGCCCAUUCUCUUCACCAUCCUCCUGGUUGCCCUUCUCGCCAUCAUCCUUGAGUGCGUCCUGCUCUGGUACAUUCACUUUGCGACCUUGAAACCCGAACAGCAGAAGAAGAAGGAGCCUAGGAAGGGGGCCAAGGGCGGGAAGAAAUAG